Molecule: messenger RNA, 1848 nt
Organism: Saccharomyces mikatae IFO 1815
Lineage: Eukaryota; Fungi; Ascomycota; Saccharomycetes; Saccharomycetales; Saccharomycetaceae
Gene: ERC1
Product: Erc1p
Exons: 1
Coding region: 1-1848 (615 amino acids)
Biological process (GO): xenobiotic detoxification by transmembrane export across the plasma membrane
Cellular component (GO): membrane
Molecular function (GO): xenobiotic transmembrane transporter activity; antiporter activity
Source: RefSeq, a predicted model, not a curated record
AUGUCUAAACAAUUUAGCCAUACCACGAAUGACAGAAGAUCAUCAAUCAUCUACUCCACAAGUGUUGGGAAGGCAGGGUUGUUUACACCUGCAGACUACAUCCCGCGAGAGUCAGAAGAAAAUCUAAUUGAGGAUGAAGAACAAGAGGACAUCGAAGAGGAACCCAUCCAUGUCGGUAAUGAUGUUGAGAUGGAGAGGGAAGGCGAGUACCAUUCGUUGCUAGAUGCCAACAAUUCGCGGACAUUGCAGCAGGAGUCAUGGCAACAGGGCUAUGACUCGCACGACCGCAAACGUUUGCUCGGUGAAGAACGGGACCUGCUAAUUGACAACAAACUGCUUUCUCAAAACGGUAACAACGGAGGAGAUAUAGAGAGUCAUGGUCAAGUGUUUGGACCAGACGAUGGGGAAAGACCCACUGAGAUAGUAAAUGUGUGGGAAAAUGCGAUCGAGAGCGGCAAGAAAAUCAACACGACCUUCAAGAGAGAAACGAAAGUUAUUACAAUGAAUGCGUUACCACUAAUCUUCACCUUCAUCUUGCAAAACUCGUUGUCGCUAGCAUCCAUCUUCUCCGUCUCGCAUCUGGGGACAAAAGAGCUAGGCGGUGUAACACUGGGCUCCAUGACUGCAAACAUCACCGGUCUUGCUGCUAUUCAAGGUCUGUGCACAUGUCUGGACACAUUGUGCGCUCAAGCAUACGGCGCUAAGAACUACCACUUGGUGGGCGUGCUAGUGCAGAGGUGUGCUGUGAUCACCAUCUUGGCGUUCUUGCCAAUGAUGUACGUGUGGUUUGUUUGGUCAGAGAAGAUCCUGGCGCUAAUGAUUCCCGAGAGGGAACUAUGCACGCUAGCAGCUAACUACCUGCGUGUCACCUCAUUUGGUGUGCCAGGAUUCAUCCUUUUUGAAUGUGGAAAAAGAUUCUUACAGUGCCAAGGCAUAUUCCAUGCCUCCACUAUCGUGCUGUUUGUAUGCGCACCUUUAAACGCCUUAAUGAACUACUUACUUGUGUGGAAUACCAAAAUCGGCAUCGGGUACCUGGGUGCGCCACUAUCGGUCGUUAUCAACUACUGGUUAAUGACAUUUGGCCUACUACUAUACGCAAUGACUACCAAGCACAAGGAGAGACCUCUCAAAUGCUGGAACGGUAUCAUCCCGAAAGAACAGGCAUUCAAGAACUGGCGUAAGAUGAUUAACCUGGCAAUUCCGGGCGUGGUCAUGGUGGAGGCGGAGUUCCUUGGUUUCGAGGUGUUGACAAUUUUCGCCUCACACCUGGGCACCGAUGCUUUGGGCGCUCAGUCUAUCGUGGCUACGAUCGCGUCUCUUGCAUACCAAGUGCCCUUCUCUAUUUCCGUAUCUACUAGUACACGUGUGGCCAAUUUUAUCGGCGCGUCGCUGUAUGAUAGCUGUAUGGUCACGUGCCGCGUGUCGUUACUGCUUUCCUUUGUGUGCUCGUCCAUGAACAUGUUCGUUAUUUGUCGUUACAAAGAGCAAAUCGCGGCCUUGUUCUCCACUGAAAACGGCGUAGUUCAGAUGGUAGUGGACACACUACCGCUGCUUGCAUUCAUGCAGCUAUUUGACGCGUUUAACGCCUCGACCGCUGGAUGCCUACGUGGUCAAGGUAGACAGAAGAUAGGUGGCUACAUCAACUUGGUGGCAUUCUACUGUCUGGGUGUGCCCAUGGCAUACGUCUUAGCAUUUAUAUACCACCUGGGCGUUGGAGGUUUGUGGCUGGGCAUUACAAGUGCGUUGGUGAUGAUGAGCGUGUGUCAAGGAUACGCCGUGUUUCAUGGGGACAAGCGCCGUAUUCUCGGAGCGGCCCGCAAGCGCAAUGCCGAGACCCAUGCAUCUUAA